AUGGCUACGACUCAACACAACAAACUCUCUCUUCUCUGUUUCAUCUCCAUUUUCUUCCUCCUCUCUCCAUCCAAACGCGCUUCUCUCUCCUCUCCCAACACUCACCGCUCAUCCUCCGUCUUCACCCCGAAAUCCGACGGUUCCCGCACUGAUAUCUCCGCCGUUUGCGACUUCUCUGAAGGCUCCUGGAUCUACGACCAGGGCUGUGAUCUUCCAUCGUUUGAAUCCACUCGAAUUUCUCGAUACUCAUCGAAAUGCCAACAUCGUGCAGGAUUUGUGGUUGUGGGUGAUUCAUUGAACAGGAACAUGUUUGUAUCAUUAUUCUGCAUGUUGAAGAGUGUGGCGACCAGCUGGUGCAGAUCGUGUAUUCACAUUUUUGCGUAUCAUCGAACAAAUCUCUUGGCACGUUAUGGUGGUCAGCUAAUGCCAAUGGUGGUGAGUUAUAGAAGCUCUUGGAUGCAAAGAGGGAUACAGAGUCGAUGUUGA
Microthlaspi erraticum is the source of this 486-nucleotide messenger RNA. The record is from the annotation of a GenBank genome assembly. NCBI's taxonomy places the organism in Eukaryota, Viridiplantae, Streptophyta, Magnoliopsida, Brassicales, Brassicaceae.